This is a messenger RNA of Guyanagaster necrorhizus, 2430 nucleotides long. RefSeq lists its product as uncharacterized. The transcript has 10 exons. Gene Ontology annotation, molecular function: protein binding. Lineage: Eukaryota; Fungi; Basidiomycota; Agaricomycetes; Agaricales; Physalacriaceae. The record is from RefSeq and is a predicted model, not a curated record. Gene Ontology annotation, cellular component: cytoplasm. Bases 1 to 2430 code for a protein of 809 amino acids.
AUGGAACCAUCCGUUCCGCUCAAGUAUUCCAUCACCCAAGGCUCUCCUCACAGUGGUCAAUAUGCACCUGAAAACAUCCUCGUCGACAAUCCAUCAGACCAGUCAAGCAGAUGGAGUGGUGCAACACAUGGUGCUACAAAACAGUGGAUACUGUUACGCCUGGACUCGCUCGCCGUUGUCAAGAGCAUAACUUUUGGAAAGAAUCCAGCUCAUCCGUGCAAUGUGAAGGAAUUCCAGGUGUCUGUCGGAAUGACGGAAGACAACAUGACUGAAAUCUUUCGUGGCAUACUCAAGAACGACAGCAUAUCCGAAACAUUCUCCAUCCGACAUACCAACAACUCUGGUGUAUGUUUUCCUACGCGCUUCGUAAAGAUAAUACCCAUAUCUUCCCAUUCGCCUGGUUUUCAUCCUUCGAUAUGGUUCGUCUCCUUGACAGGCAUCUCGGACCACGCAUAUAUCCAGAGCGUCCAGAAGGAAUACGACGAGUUUCGCGAAACGACUGCCCUCCGGCUCAUCCUCAAGCACCUACGGCAACGCCGGCUUCUCUCUCCGUACAUGGCCAUCGUCGAACGCGCCGGGCUCCGUGUCGAGCAUCCUCUUGUCUCUGACCUCUACGAUGCUAUCGUACUGUGCGGGAACUGGGACGAUGCCGAGCGUCUCCUCAUACAAAUGUCAGACGCAGGCCUCUUUACAGAGUACCUCCAAUCUUGCCAGCCCCAUGGCGUAUGGCAGCGACUUCAUGGCACUAAUGCAGACGGAGAUGUCCCUUGCCCUCGUGGUGGUCACGCCAUGUGCAUCGACACUGCGCGGAGCAUCAUCUACAUGUUCGGUGGCUGGGAUGGACAGAAGAGUUUGGACGAUUUCUGGGCCUACGAUAUCAAGGAUGACAAGUGGCGCGUUCUUUGCCACAGUACCUCUUCAGAGCAAAAUGCGCCGGGAGCACGUUCUUGCCAUAAAAUGGUGUUCGACUCAAAGACCGGAAGUAUUUAUGUAUUUGGGAGACUGGGUGAUGGUGAUUCAUUGAGGCCCGAGAACGAUGCGAGAACGGAAACACCCACGGCUUCUGCUGUCCCCUGUUCAGAGUUUUAUAGGUAUCACACUCGUGGCGCAGAUUCUGGGAAAUGGGACUAUCUGGCAUUUGAUACCGCGGCAUCAGGCGGGCCGCCUCUGAUAUUUGAUCAUCAAAUGGUUAUGGACAGCGAUGCUCAGAUUCUCUACGUCUUCGGUGGGCGAGUUGUAGACAACGAUGUGGCCGUCAAGUAUUCGGGACUCUACAGUUACAACGUGCGCCUGAGCAAGUGGAAGCAUCUUCAUCCGACAGAAAUUUCUGGCAAGAGCAUUCCUUCUCGCUUCGGACAUUCAAUGGUACUCGAGCCAACAACGAAGACGUUGUUCAUCUUUGCUGGCCAACGAGAUGAUAAGUACUUAUCUGAUAUGUAUGCCUACGACAUUGCCACCAACAUCGUCACGGAGCUAUUUUCGAACUUCACUGCUUCUGGAGGGCCGGAUGCUUGCUUUACCCAGCGAGCCGUCAUUGAUCCUCGCUUGAAGGAGUUAUACAUAUUUUGCGGUCUUACACGGGCUCCUCAUGCUGGUUCGUUGACCGUUCUACCCUCAGAUCCGCCGAAUUGGGUCUUUCGGUACCAUUCACGACCGGGACGAUGGGUUAAAGUUCUCCCCGAGCAGCAGGAACGAAAGAAUCACCACCCGUGUCAAGAACCUGUUCCCCGGUAUGCGCAUCAGGUGGUGUACGAUCCAAAUGUGAAGACGAUGUUCAUGCAUGGUGGGAAUGCCGGUAUCACUGGGGCCAUGGAGCGUGCCACACACGGAGAUGACAAAGAGGAAGGCGGAAAGGAGACGCGACUUGACGAUUUCUGGCGCAUGAACCUUGUUCGACCAGCAGCCAAGGAGAUAAUACGUAGAGCGAAGUUCCGGGUUCGGCAACAACAGUUCCGGGAAAUGAGCGAAACGGUAUCUCAAGUGAAGGCUCUAGCAUUCCUGCAAACGGACGUGUCGAACGUCGUGGAUCACAACGAUCCAACAGAAACAGAGCUAUUCCGGUCAUUACUCACACACCUUUUGACACCUCAGUUGCCUAUGCCAGUAGCCCAGAAAUACCCCUCAGAGCAUGAGGAUACGCCUCCAAGAAAGCGCUCGCGCCCGAAUACGCCGAAGGAUGAUACUGAGGUGUGGACGAAUGAUGUAUUGGGCGCGAUUAAAUCGCCGACUGUUGCUGGCAUGGAGCGUUUAUCGAUUAGUGGCGAUUCACUGCGGCACCGCGCGGACCCUGUCGAGUCAGAAGGGGAGAUGGACUCUGAGCGGUUCAAGCAGAGGACUGAGGUGUUUGAGGAGCUGCUGGUGUAUGUGUCAAGUGACGCGAAGCAGCCUGACAGGAACUUGCUGGAUUUGGUGAACGCCGAUGGUGUGUAA